Molecule: messenger RNA, 2001 nt
Organism: Closterium sp. Naga37s-1
Lineage: Eukaryota; Viridiplantae; Streptophyta; Zygnematophyceae; Desmidiales; Closteriaceae
Source: the annotation of a GenBank genome assembly
AUGACGUCGUCCGGCGGCGCGGAUUACGGCGCGUCAGGCGGCGGCGGAAGCUGGGUAGCGCUCCUCCGCGCGCUUCUCGCGCAGGAGGAGGUAUUAUUCGGCCUCUUAAUCGCCGGCAGCGCGACGCAGGCCUGGUGGCAGCUCUACGGCGUGUCGCGCUCGCUCAAGGCGCUCAAAUCCGCGCGCGAAACGACCAUCGCGGAACUCAACGGGAUUCCGCCGGCGGGCGGCGGAGGCGGAGCUUCGGAGUUUCCCCGCGCGGCCGGGGGAAAGGCUGGCGGAAGCGGCGGGUGGCGGCGGUGGUUCAGGCGCGCGCCGGAGCAGGCCAGCGGGACAGGCGGGGGGGGAUUUGACGGUGCGGGAGGUAGCAGCAGUAGCGGGGAUAAGAGGAGUAAUGGCAGCGGUGAAAGUAGUGGGUACUUCACACGCCUAUGGCGGGGAAAUGGAGGCAGAGAGAGCAGGCCAGGGAAGGAUGAUAGCAGCAGUCUCAGCGUCCGCAGCGACAGCAGCGUUGGUGGCACCACUGGUGGUGGCACCAGCAGCAGUAGCAGCAGCAGCAGCAGUGGCGGGUUGAAAUGGCUGUUACCCGUGGGAAGAAGCAAGAGCGACGAAGGGUCGUCAAGCCAGUCAGCAGCAGCAUGGGGGCAACGUGAGCUGGGCCGGGGCCCGUCAGAUGCGAGUGAGCUAGCGGAUUACACCAACCCCCACGAGCUGGUGCUCGUCAGGGGAUCCGUGCAGCUCUCCUCCUCGCCUUCUCCCCCCUCCUCCUCCUCCACCUCCUCUUCCUCUCCGCUCUCCUUCUCGUUCCCCAAGUUAGGGGCGGGGAAAGGGUCUGGGGCGGUGGGGGGAGGGCAGGGGUCAGGGAUAGAGUUGGGCUCUCCUCCAGCUGCUGGAGCUGGGCCAGGCUGCUCUCCGCUGCUUCCAGUGCAUGGCGCCAAGCAGCCAUGCGCUGUGGUGGAGCGGUCAGACGUGGUAAGGAGGUGUGGGAAUGAGUGCAAAUGCUCUGUGCUGUUCAACCCCCUUGCUGCCCAUGCACGGCGCCAAGCAGCCAUGCGCUGUGGUGGAGCGGUCCCUUUCUCUCUAGCAGAUACCUCACACCUGUCAGCGCCACGUGUCGACAUCUCAUUGGUGGGCGCCACACAGCCACUGCCACUGCACACCGUCUACAGUCACAUGCAAAAGGCCGACCCGUCAUGGGGCGCCACCGCCCUGCACGUGCUUAUAGGGAAGCGCCUGCCGGUGGGCCUGCGGACGGACGAGAGGGUGCUGCCAAUCAAUCACGAGCUGACAGCUGUCGGCCAUGUGAGGCGAGGAUCCGACGGUCGGCCCGCCAUCUUCGCUUCGCCCAAGUUCCCCUUCUUCCUCUUCCCAGAGACCAAGGCGGGCAUGAUGCAGAAGCUCAACCAGCGGUGGGGGGCGCUGCUUGGAUGGGGAGUGCUGCUGUCUGCUGCCGCUGCAGGCGUCAUCGGCCUUGCUGUGUGGAAGACGUAUCGCCGCCGGCAAGUCAGGCGGCAGCGGCGGCAGCAGGUGGAGCAGGCAGAGCUGGAAAGGUGGAUGGCGAUUCUCCUGGAGAGGCAGCAGCAGACAGCAGGAACAGGAGGAAUGGGAGCAGGAGGAAGAGCAGGAGCAGCAGGAACAGGAGCAGCAGGAACAGGGGCAGCAGGAACAGGGGCAGGAGUAAGAACAGGGGCAGAGGCAGAAGGGAGUAGAUGGGAGAAUGCUGAAGGCGGUGUAAUAGCAGCUUCGCCUUCGGAAUUUGAGAGGAGUUUGGAGAAUCUGAUUCGAGGUGGGGAUGCGGAUGAGGAGGAGGUGGUGGGGGAGGAGGUGCAGAGCGGGGAGCUCUGUGUGGUGUGUCUGCAUCGCAAGCGCAAGGCAGUGUUUAUUCCGUGUGGCCACCGCGUGUGUUGUCUAUCAUGUUCGAGGGUUGUGAGGGUGGAGCAAUCGCUGUGUCCCAUUUGUCGGGGGCAGGUUCUGGCUGCUUUUCGUGUGUACGAUGCUUGA